AUGCUUGGAGGAUUUUCUACAAAGAAUCUUAUGGCAUCCUUUGCCUAUCCGUCAUCCCCACUGCCACCACAAACCCCAAAGGAGUGGAAGGUGGUUUUGAUGGAGGUCAAGCGGCUCUACCUCGAACGGCAGUACAAGCAAUGUGCAGCCCGCGCUACUGAACUCCUCGAAGUCACAAAGGAAGCAGCUGUCCAUCCGAUCUACACGGCGUACUUGACGUUCCAUGCGGCAAUCUCUUUCGAGUUCCUUGGUCAAGCAGCUCAUCUUUACUCGAACAACAAGGUCACCUAUCUCCAUGCCGCUCUGGACUCAUUCCUGGAUUGUCUCUCCGCUCUUCCAGAGUCAGUUCCACUACCAAAGCUGCCUACGGUCUACCCAACCCCUCCUCCCAGUCCUCUAUCCAUCUCGCAGUCGCAGACGCCUCAAACACCCAAUACUCAAUUCACAAUUUUCGAAGAUGGUGAGGACGAUUCGCCUUCACCGCCGGUCAUUCUCGACACCCUCACCCGCAUGAUUAAUGUCUCUCUUGACGUCCAGGAGGACGAUGAUCCGUUCGUCUCUGACUCGGACAAUGAAACUCCGAGCCCAUUCGUGGACGCCUGUCUGGCUUCGGCUGAGAUUCGCAACGGCUCACUACAGAACAAUGCGCUCUUCCACGUGCGUUUGCCUGAGUCCAAAGACGCAAAAAAGUUCGAAGAAUCCAUUCAAAUAGGUUCCUUGAUGCCCUCUCCGCUUCGCGUUCGAAAGCCGUCGUGGGAAUCCCCUCCGCAGAUUAAAAGAUAUCCCAACAUGUUCGACACUCCUACAAAGCUGGGAAGAUCGAGUCUUGCACCUCGUCCGUUAAACCCUAUCCCGGCAGGUCGGUUAAACGUUGGGAACAUCAAGUUGAGUGCCGCCCAGGUAGCCAAUAGUUUGGCUGCCCGUUCAAGCCCUAGCCGCAUCCCUAGGACCCCUACAAAGGAUAAAUCUCCUGCAGGAAGCGAGCACAUGGGCAACGAGAACCAGGGCAAUGAGCACAAGAACGAAGAACACAAGGGGAAAGACAAGACCGUCAGGAAUGAGGCUAUCACGCCGGCUCAUAUGGCCCAGAUUGUGAAGUUCAAUCGUGAAAUUGAAUUCCUGCGCUCCCAGGUCAAGGCCAACAUCUCCGACAUCCAGAAGCACGUGGAGAAGGUCAACGAGAUCCAGAGGGCUCGCCGCGCCCGAAAUGUUCGACGUGUGGCAUCCUUCUGGAGCUUUUCGCCCGUCACUUCGGCGCACGAGGCCGAUGACGAACCUGAGCCGGGUCUGGCCAUGGACCAGUUCGGGAAUGUCUGGACCAAAGAGACCAGGGAGCAGCGCAUCGCCCGGCUUCGGGCCGAUGGCUGGACUACCGUGGGGUUGCGGUCUCCCCGUAGUACCUGGAAGGGGGCCGGGUACUACCAGGACUUCUGCAACAUGGUCCUGAAUGAGCUGUUUGUGGACAACUGA
This is a messenger RNA of Penicillium cataractarum, 1470 nucleotides long. RefSeq lists its product as uncharacterized. The record is from RefSeq and is a predicted model, not a curated record. Bases 1 to 1470 code for a protein of 489 amino acids. Lineage: Eukaryota; Fungi; Ascomycota; Eurotiomycetes; Eurotiales; Aspergillaceae. The transcript is spliced from 2 exons.